Cyprinus carpio (common carp) is the source of this 2603-nucleotide messenger RNA. It is a transcript of the gene spata1, whose product is annotated as spermatogenesis associated 1. Bases 592 to 2013 code for a protein of 473 amino acids. Lineage: Eukaryota; Metazoa; Chordata; Actinopteri; Cypriniformes; Cyprinidae. The transcript has 11 exons. The record is from RefSeq and is a predicted model, not a curated record.
UAUGUGAAUUAACAAGAUAAUUAUAUCAGAUAAUUGAGAUAAUGUUAUAUACAGUGGGCCAGAAGUGUUAUAUAUUUUAUUUAUUUAUUUUGCCCAGUUUAUAAAUCAGACCAGUCAAACAAUACACCAUCCAAGUACUGGGAGUCACUCAUCGCCACCUACUGGUGUAACAGUCUGGACAAGAGUAAAUCAGUCAGAAGUGUCGUAUCAUAUAUAAAACAGUUUUAAUAUAGAAUGUUUAAAGUUGCUGUGAAUAUUAUUAUUAGUGUUAUUUAUUUUAUUUAUUUAUUUUUGGAUGGCUGGAUGGAUAUACGGUGGGCUAUAACAGUAGGCUACGCAUGUUCAUAUGUAUGGUGGCGUUCAGACAAUGUCCUGUUCACUGAAGCUCGGGGGGUUUUAUGAGCGUCCCGUUCACCCUGGUACUGUUUGAUUACUCAAGAUACUGUUACUUAGCGCUUCACACUCCCACGCGCGCACUGAAAUCAUCAUAAGGUUAAUGUGACCAUGAGCGGGUUUACUGGCAAGCGGAGUGAAAUUACAGAGGUAUGUUUAAUAAAUAACAUUUUUAAUUGUUUAAAUGAAUAAAUAACCAUGCAGUUUCAAAAACUUUUAUGUCUUCUUUUGAUUUGUUAUUUUAUUUUUAUUUCUUUUAAUGAACGUGUGGAGCUGCAUGUGUUUUAUGUACCCGAUGAUCAGUUUGAUCGGAGGUUGAAUAAAGUAUCAUCUGAAGCUGUGGACACUUUCAUCUCAGCUGGAUUUAUCAGAGUUGAUUCAGAUGUGAAUCUGUCUGAUCUCAGAUCUGAUCUUGGAACAUUUCUUGGGCUGGACAGGAUCGCAGAUAGAUACGUUUUCUUAAAAUGUGUUGGCAGAAGUUUGGCACUGGUUAAAGUCAGACAAGAGGGAGAACUGACAGUAAAAUCCUUCACUCCACCAUUUGCUCCUUUUCCUGAGCUCUACAUUUUACUCAUGGGAGAGAAUGACAGUUGGCUUUGCUCUAGCUCUCUGACCCCUGAUACUUUAAUUAGCAACACUGACCAUCACAGUCAUGAUUUGCCCAGACCAACAUGUGUGCCUGGCAACAUAAAAGAGCCCAUUAAAUUCCCCUCAAUCAAUAAAGGACCUCAGCAGUCUGUCCUAAUGCAGGAUGCAGAGGAGGAUGAGAGAGAUGAAGACACAGGAUCCACUGACACUCCUCAUCUAACACUCAGUUCGCAAGAUCAGAUUGGGCCCGUACACAAACAGUCCGGCAGACAUCUUGCUAAACAAGGAAGCUUUUCUCAAGAAAUGAAUACAACUGCAAAAAAGAAACAUUGUUUUAAAAGGAAAAACAGAAACUCUGGAGCUACGGAGUCAUUUGAGGAUUCUCAUGGACUGGCAAGGAAAUUCAACAGUUCUCUGACUCUGAAAUCAAGUGAAGCGAAAACAGAUGAUAUGGUUAGUAUGUGUAGACCAACCUCUCCACUCCCAGCAGAGAGAAGUUCUCCACUGUCUGUCUAUUCCCUUGAACUUUAUACACAGCAAACAACCACUAAAAAUGAACUGAUAGAGGAAAUCAAGCGACUCAAAGGGCAAAGGAAGAAGCUUGAACAAACAAGGCAAGAGCUUUUGAAAAAGGGCAGAGAGCUUUUAGCUCUCAACAGACAUCGCAGGAACCAAGCACGUGACCGGUGGAAGAGGCAAUAUUUUGAUACUAAGAAGGCAACAACACUUCUGGAGGACACACUGAAGAGUGUACGACUGGAACUUCACACCUUCUACAGUAAAAUGCUACAACAAAUCCAAGCCCGGGAUGGUGCAAAACGACGAACGCAAGCAAAGAAACAUGCAAGCACAAAGUUAAAGAAUGAGUUGAUAAUCCAGAUUAUGACAGAGAGCAGUGAAAUUGAUAAUCUGAGGAAAAAUGUGGAUGAUGCUAAAAUGAAACUGGCCACAGAGAUCAAGUUGAGAAAGCAAGCUGCUACAGAACUGCAGGCCCUGAAAGCAGAACUGAUGCAAAAGAGAGCUCAGUUAUAAAGAAACACAGAAUACUGUACAUGUCUGUGUGUUUAGCAUUAGGUUUCUUAGAAAUGAGAUUUCUUUGUGGACAAAAGUUGUGAUUCAGCUGAUGAAAUGACAAAUGGUACAAGGGUUUGAAAGCAGUGUUUACACAUUUUGGAGAAACCAACCCAUGGGUGGUGGAUUUAUAGUUGAUUGCAUGUUUAGAUGGGUUAUGUGAGUAUUUUAAUGCCUACAAAAUGGUUAACUUCACUUUUAACAUAUAACAAAAAUCAUCAUUUUGUAUAAUUUUUUAAAAAUUAAGUCUCACAGAGAAAUGAGCUGUAUUACCUGAUUUUAUCAGGGUUUCUGCAGGUUUUAUGAAGGUAAAUGUAAGACUUUUUAGAGACCUUUUUUAUAAACAAGUAAAGAAAAUUUAAGGAACAAAUUGAAGGGAACUAUGCUCUUCUGUAUCAUCAGUGCCACAAGGAUGUGCUGUUUCUAUGUGUAUUUAGCUUUGAUUUGAAAGAAAACAGCGCAUCCUUGUGGCGCUGAUGAUACAGAAGACCAUACGCAGAAUAUGGUGAUAUGGAGAGACACAGAGGACAAAGGAAUUGUUGACAAAGGAA